UAUAAACGUAGGCUUUUUUAAGAGUCCUGUGAGAGAGGCUGUACAAGCAACAGCACAGGACAAAAGUGAAGAGAGACGAAGCCACAAUACUGAAGAGAAAGGAGCAAGCACAGCAAUGGGAGGUUUUUUAGCAAAAGAAAGCCCAGCUUCACAAGAAGAGACCAGCAAAGGUGCUCAUCGUAUGCUGGUUGAACCAUGGAGGAAGACUGAUUGGACACCGCAGGGAAGAAAAAGAUUGAUGGAUGAGAUAGCUGCAUAUAAUCCUCCGUUGAAUUCAGUAGAAAAAAUCCGUGUUCUGUUAGUUGGGCAAGUUGGUGCUGGGAAAUCCAGCUUUUUCAACUCAGUGAAUUCUGUUUUCCGUAACCAUGUGAGGAGCCAAGCGAUGGUAGGAGUACAUGACACGAGUGUGACAUGGAAGUACAGGAUCUACCCUGUUAGACUUGGAAGCAAAAACAAGACAUUACCUAUCACUUUCUGUGACACCAUGGGGCUAGAAGAAAGAGAAUUCGCCAGCCUGAAAAUUGAUGAUGUGAUCAACAUAUUAAAAGGACAUGUUCCUGAUUGGUAUCAGUUUAAUCCACAUGCUGCUAUGCAACCAGAUACACCCGGCUACAUCGUGUCUCCCUCUCUGAAGGACAAGAUUCACUGUGUUGUGUUUGUCAUUGAUGGGUCCAAGUUAGAAAUCCUCUCUGAGAAGGUGGAACAAAAACUGAAAACCCUUCGACAGAAAGCUAAAGAGCUUGAUGUGCCACAAAUUAUAUUACUUACCAAAGUGGAUGAAAUUUGCUCUCCUCUGAAAGAAAAUAUUUCAGAUGUGUACAGAAGCAGAGCUAUUCUGGAACAGAUGCAGGUAGCCUCAGGAAAACUUGGCAUCCCUCUGAGUCUGAUAGUUCCCAUAAAAAAUUACUGUUCAGAGUUGGAACUUAAGAAUGAUAUUGAUAUCCUGAUCCUUAUCGCUGUGAGGCAAAUGAUACGAUUAGCUGACAGCUACCUUGAUAAUUUCCGUUUGGCCGAAAGUGACAUGGCAAUGAGAAAUUCCUCAAGAAGAAAAAGCCCACAUUCAGAGACCAGCAAAGGUGCUGACUGUAUGCUGGAAAAACCAUGGAGGUUGAUUGAUCAGCCAUCUGGAGGAAGAAAACAACUGAUGGAUGAGAUCGCAGAAUAUAAGCCUCCCUUAAAUUCAGUGCAAAAAAUCCGGGUUCUGUUCGUUGGGCAAAUUGGUGCUGGGAAGUCCAGCUUUUUCAACUCAGUAGAUUCUGUCUUCUGUGGCCAUGUGAUUAAUAAUGCCCCAGCAGGAGCAGAUGGCAAAAGUGUGACAAAGAAGUACAGGACCUAUGAAGUGAAAAAUAGAAGCACUGGAAAGCCAUUGCCCAUCCUCUUCUGUGACACCAUGGGGCUAGAAGAAAGAGAACUCGCCAGCCUGAGAACUGAUGAUGUGAUCAGCAUAUUAAAAGGACAUAUUCCUGAUGGGUAUCAGUUUAAUCCAAUUGCUGCUAUGCAACCAAAUACACCCGGCUACAUCAAGUCUCCCUCUCUGAAGGAGGAGAUUCACUGUGUUGUGUUUGUUGUUGAUGGGUCGAAUAUUGAAAUCCUCCCUGAGAAGAUGGAAACAAAGCUUAAAGAAAUUCGAGAAAAAGCUAAUGAAUUUGAAUUGCCACAGCUUGUAUUACUUACUAAAGUGGAUGAAAUCUCUUCUUUUCUUAAAGAAGAUGUUUCCGAUGUGUACAAAAGCCAAGCUGUUAAACAAAAGAUGGAGACAGCAUCAGGAAAACUUGGCAUCCCUUUGAGUCAGAUAGUUCCUGUAAAAGAUUACUGUUCAGAGGUGGAACUUAAGGAUGAUGUUGAUAUCCUCAUUCUUUUGGCCUUGAGGCAGAUUGUGCGCUUUGCCCAACGAUACCUUGAAAAUUUCUCUUCAAAUCAAAGUGCUGUGGUGGAGCCUUGACAUGUUUAAUAAGCUAGUUACAUUUCUGAGUUUUGUUUCAGAUUUCUUUUAGUAUAUAAGUAAUGAAAUUGAUUUUAUUUGCACUUGAUUAAUAUUUACACAUUUAAAGCUGCAAAACUACCUUAAUGUUCAAAUAUCUCACUUGUCCUGUGUUUCUAAGUACAGAUAACAUUCUCACAUGUCAUUCAGACAUUCAAUAAUUUUU
Pogona vitticeps (central bearded dragon) is the source of this 2147-nucleotide messenger RNA. Its product is annotated as interferon-induced protein 44-like. Gene Ontology annotation, molecular function: GTP binding. Gene Ontology annotation, biological process: immune response. The record is from RefSeq and is a predicted model, not a curated record. NCBI's taxonomy places the organism in Eukaryota, Metazoa, Chordata, Lepidosauria, Squamata, Agamidae.